Pogona vitticeps (central bearded dragon) is the source of this 2699-nucleotide messenger RNA. It is a transcript of the gene IWS1, whose product is annotated as interacts with SUPT6H, CTD assembly factor 1. Gene Ontology annotation, cellular component: nucleus. The record is from RefSeq and is a predicted model, not a curated record. Gene Ontology annotation, biological process: poly(A)+ mRNA export from nucleus. NCBI's taxonomy places the organism in Eukaryota, Metazoa, Chordata, Lepidosauria, Squamata, Agamidae.
CCUCUUCCUAUCCCGACCUCGUUCCGGUCUCUGCCCUCUUCUCUCCCCGUUGCCCGCCGCCCCGACCAGAGCCCUUCCCUUCCUCCCCCUCCCUUCGCUUGUCGCCUGGGAGUAGUGGGAGGCGGGGCUAUGGAGACGGCGUAUUUCGGUGGGGAGCCGUCAGCACUGAAAGAUGAUUCUCAUGUAUUAUUUGUAUUUGGGCAUGAUUAACUGAGUAUGAAAUACCUAAGUUUCUCAUCAAGUCUGAAAAGCAUACAGAAAUCGAAAGAAAAUUGACACCCAUCUUUUAAAAUGUUGAGCAAUGAUGAUGGUGGAGCUACACCAGUACAGGAUGAGCAUGACUCAGGAUCAGACAUGGAAGAUAACGGAAAUGAGCAACACUCUGGCUCAGAGAAUGGAAGCAUAGGACAGCAUUCAGAGAAUGAACUUAGUGAUGGUGAAGACGAUGGACAUCCUAGAGAAAAUCCUGUGACAGACUCUGAGAAUGAAGAUACUCCAAGGCAAAAGCAUAGUGAUUCAGAAAAUGAGGAUGCCCUAAACCAUCAUGCCAGUGACUCAGAAAAUGAAGGGGCUCCCGAAGACAAAGACAGUGAUUCUGACAAUGAGGAUCACCCAGUGCAGCAUGCCAGUGACUCUGAGAACGAGGAGGCUGUAAAUAAUCAGGCCAGUGAUUCUGAGACUGAGGAGCCUCCUAAAGACCAUGAUAGUGAUUCUGAGAAUGAGGAACCUCAGAAGCACUUGGGCAGUGAUUCUGAAAAUGAAGGGUCUCACAAAGGUCACACAAGUGACUUAGAAAAUGAGGAGCCAAGGAAACCUCCAGCCAGUGAUUCGGAAAAUGAAGAGCCUGAAAAAAAUAAUGAUACUGACUCAGAGAAUGAAACAGCUCCAAAACCUCUUCCCAGUGAUUCUGAAAAUGAGGGCCCAAAGAUUGAAGCUAGUGACUCUGAAACUGAAGAUAGUCCCGGAAACAAACCCAAAGCAGAGUCAGACACCAACAGCGGAGAAAAUAAGAAAGAGGAGGAAGCAGAUAAUGGUACUCAGCUCUCAGAUAGUGAUCAACCAGAAAAAAGACUACAUGGCUCGGACAGUGAGGAGGAAGACCAUUCAAAAAGACGGAAAAUAGCUGACAGUGAAGAGGAAGAAGGGGAAAAGUCUGCAAAGAGGAGAGCUGCUGUUCUCUCUGACAGUGAGGAUGAUGAGAAAACACCUGCAAAAAAAGGACGCAUAAUCUCAGAUGGUGAGGAAUCAGAUAGUGAUGUUGCGACUGAGAAACCAAAGAAACCUAUAGCUUCAGAUAGCGAGGAAGAUGAUGACAAGGCUGAUGAUGCAAAGAAGAAGGAAGAGAAGGAUCUCUUUGGGAGUGAUAGUGAAUCAGGAAACGAGCAAGAAAACCUCAUUGCAGAUAUAUUUGGAGAAUCUGGAGAUGAAGAGGAGGAGGAGUUUACAGGAUUUAAUCAAGAAGAUUUGGAGGAAGAAAAGGUAGAAAGGAAAGAAGCAGCAGAAAAUUCAGACUCUGAUGACAGCAAUAUCAAAAGAGGAAAACAUAUGGACUUCAUGUCAGAUUUUGACAUGAUGUUACAGCGAAAGAAGAGCAUGAGUGGCAAGCGCCGGCGCAACCGUGAUGGUGGGACAUUCAUUAGUGAUGCUGACGAUGUUGUCAGUGCAAUGAUUGUCAAGAUGAAUGAAGCAGCAGAGGAAGACAGACAGCUCAAUACACAGAAGAAGCCAGCCCUAAAAAAGUUAACUUUGCUUCCAACUGUGGUUAUGCAUCUUAAAAAGCAGGAUCUUAAGGAAACUUUCAUUGACAGUGGGGUGAUGUCUGCCAUUAAAGAGUGGCUUUCUCCACUACCAGACCGGAGCCUUCCAGCACUGAAGAUCCGAGAGGAGCUCCUGAAGAUUCUGCAGGAGUUGCCUAGUGUGAGCCAAGAAACCUUAAAGCACAGUGGGAUUGGACGGGCAGUUAUGUAUCUUUACAAGCACCCUAAGGAGUCACGGCCUAAUAAGGACAUGGCAGGAAAACUAAUUAAUGAGUGGUCUCGGCCUAUUUUUGGUCUAACAUCAAAUUACAAGGGAAUGACUAGAGAAGAAAGAGAACAGAGAGAUCUGGAGCAGAUGCCACAGAGAAGGCGGUUGAGCAGUUCUGGUGGUCAGACGCCCCGCAGGGACUUAGAGAAGGUGUUGACAGGAGAGGAAAAAGCUCUUAGGCCUGGUGAUCCAGGAUUUUGUGCUCGUGCAAGAGUUCCAAUGCCCUCCAACAAGGAUUAUGUGGUGAGGCCAAAGUGGAAUGUGGAAAUGGAAUCUUCCAGGUUCCAGGGAAGCUCUAAGAAAGGAAUAAGCCGCUUGGACAAACAGAUGCGAAAGUUCACAGACAUCAGGAAAAAAAGCAGAACGUCCCAUGCUGUGAAAAUCAGCAUUGAAGGCAACAAAAUGCCUUUGUGACCCUCCCCAGAGUUAUCUUUGCAUUCUGCUGUAAGAAGUACACCUAUAGACUCUUGGAAUAUGUCUGCAUUUUUAAGAAAAUAAACUUUGGGUUUUUUAAGUGUCUGUUCAAAUUGUCGUUGCAGCUGGUUGUACUACAUGUUGACGGAGGGUUAUGAAUCCUGAAACAUUGUUCAUUACAAUUGUAUUUAACCCUGAUCUUGUGUGUCCUUUGUACAGAUGAAACCAACCUCAAACAUUAAAAUCUCUUUUGGAUGUGU